CGGUGGUGCGGGUGCUGCGCUCCGGGUCGGCCUGCUGCACCUGCCAGAUCGCCGCUUCGCCCUGCGCGCCCCUUCGCGCUCCCCUUCUCGCCCCUGUCUCACCAGCCUGGUCUCUCAGCCGCAGCCUGACAGCGCAAAGGAGCUGCUUUGUCGCCCGCCCAGCACCCGGCAUGGCCCAGCGGGUGCAUCGCGCUCUGGAUCGGAUCCGUCGCGCCCUGGCCGGGAUGAACAGCCGCGCCUUCUGCUUACACGCCCAAUGAGUGUGGUCGCCGUCCCGGAGACCCUCGUCCGCCACUGCGUUCCCUAUUACCACUGCCACCAGCUCCACCGACUAGGGCCGCUGGCCGCCCCCCGAGAUGGCCUGGAAAGCCGGUGCUUUGGUAGCGGGUGUCCUCUACGACGUCCAAAUCUGGGCACAGCCCCCGAGCUGGUAGCUGCUAGUACACCGAAUGGACCUUGACCCGUGAGCCGUUGCCAGCUUCGUGCCAAACUGAGGGGCACCGGUGGAGCACGCGUCCGGAACCCCCCGAGCCCGCUGGCCUGCGCGGCCAUGAAGAUGAUCCUGGUGCGCAGGUUUCGCGUGCUCAUCCUGGUGGUAUUCUUACUGGCUUGCGCUUUGCACAUUGCUGUUGACCUGCUACCCAAGCUGGACCGGCGCACCACACGAUCCUCCGGGGAGCCCGGCUGCUCCUGUGCUCAGCCGGCGGCAGAAGCAGCUGGUCCAGGCUGGGCCCAGGCAAGGAGCCGACCGGGAGAGUCUGCCGGUGGCGACGCAGGCUGGCCCAACAAACACACACUGCGCAUCCUGCAAGACUUCAGCUCAGAUCCAGCCUCUAACCUAACCUCCCACUCCUUGGAGAAACUGCCUCCUGCAGCGGAGCCGGUAGAUCACGCUCCGCGGGGUCAGGAGCCGGGCUCCCCGCCACCCCGUGACCCCGCGCAUCGGCCGCUGCUUCGAGACCCUGGGCCCCGACCGCGGGUGCCGCCCCCUGGCACCCGCGGGGACAGAUCGCUCUUAGCCAAGUUGUUUGAGCACCCUCUCUACCAGGGGGCUGUGCCUCCUCUGACAGAGGACGACGUCCUGUUUAAUGUGAACAGCGACAUUAGGUUUAACCCCAAGGCAGCAGAGAAUCCUGACUGGCCACAUGAAGGUGCUGAAGGCGCAGAAUUCUUGCCCACUGGUGAGGCAGCUGUGGACCUCUAUCCUAACUGGCUCAAAUUUCACAUCGGCAUCAACCGGUAUGAGCUGUACUCCAGACACAACCCUGCCAUUGAUGCCUUACUUCAGGACCUUGGCUCUCAGAAGAUUACCAGCGUUG
Messenger RNA from Grammomys surdaster, 1319 nucleotides. RefSeq names its product extracellular serine/threonine protein kinase FAM20C-like. Gene Ontology annotation, molecular function: protein serine/threonine kinase activity. Gene Ontology annotation, cellular component: Golgi apparatus. The record is from RefSeq and is a predicted model, not a curated record. Gene Ontology annotation, biological process: protein phosphorylation. NCBI's taxonomy places the organism in Eukaryota, Metazoa, Chordata, Mammalia, Rodentia, Muridae. The annotation marks the transcript as partial. The transcript has 2 exons.